Molecule: messenger RNA, 846 nt
Organism: Solanum pennellii
Lineage: Eukaryota; Viridiplantae; Streptophyta; Magnoliopsida; Solanales; Solanaceae
Exons: 1
Coding region: 1-846 (281 amino acids)
Biological process (GO): DNA integration
Molecular function (GO): nucleic acid binding
Source: RefSeq, a predicted model, not a curated record
AUGGAUGUCAUCGGUCCUAUAGAGCCAGCCGCUUCUAACGGACACAGAUUCAUCUUAGUUGCCAUUGAUUAUUUCACCAAGUGGGUGGAAGCAGCCUCUUACAAGUGGGUAACCAAGAAAGUGGUGGCUGAUUUCGUUCGCAACAAUCUGAUAUGUAGAUUUGGAGUGCCAGAAUCCAUCAUUACUGAUAACGGUGCAAAUCUCAACAGCCACUUGAUGAGAGAGAUAUGUGAGCAAUUUAAGAUUAUUUAUCGAAAGUCAACUGCUUAUCGUCCCCAAAUGAAUGGAGCUAUAGAAGCCGCUAAUAAGAAUAUCAAAAAGAUCUUGAGGAAAAUGAUCGACAAGCAUCGAGGUUGGCAUGAAAUGUUGUCAUACGCUUUACUGGGUUAUCGAAUGACGGUCAGAACAUCGACUGGUGCUACUCCAUACUUGCUAGUGUAUGGAACAGAGGUAGUCAUACAUGUUGAAGUCGAGAUACCGUCAUUGAGGAUCAUCCAAGAAGCUGAGUUAAGUAAUGCUGAAUGGGUUAGCAAACGGAUUGAUCAACUAACUUUGAUUGAUGAGAAGAGAAUGGUUGCUGUCUACCAUGGCCAGUUGUAUAGACAGAGAAUGACUCGCGCCUUUCACAAAAGAGUAAGAACAAGAAAUUUUGAGGUUGGUCAGUUGGUGCUUAAGCGUAUUUCCUCUCAUCUAGAUGAGUACAAAGGAAAGUUCGCACCGAACUGGCAAGGACCUUACAUGGUUCGCAAAGUAUUAUAUGGAGGUGCUUUGGUCCUGUCGGAGAUGGAUGGCACUAUAUGGCCCAAACCUAUCAACUCAGAUGCUGUCAAGAGAUACUAUGUAUGA